CGCUCCAUCCCGGCUCCAGCCGACCAUUCCCGAGCUGCCAUGUCUUCCGACUUCGAAGGCUACGAGCAGGACUUCGCAGUGCUCACCGCUGAGAUCACCAGCAAGAUUUCCAGGGUCCCUCGGCUCCCUCCGGAUGAGAAGAAGCAAAUGGUUGCCAACGUGGAGAAACAGCUUGAAGAGGCCAGAGAACUGCUUGAACAGAUGGAUUUGGAAGUUCGAGAAAUCCCGCCCCAAAGUCGAGGAAUGUACAGCAACAGAAUGAGAAGCUACAAGCAAGAAAUGGGAAAACUAGAAACAGACUUUAAAAGGUCACGGAUCGCCUACAGUGACGAAGUACGGAAUGAGCUCCUAGGGGAUGAUGGGAAUUCCUCCGAGAACCAGUUGAUAAAAUUACGUGAAGAGAGGGCACAUCUGCUGGAUAACACGGAGAGGCUGGAAAGGUCAUCGCGGAGACUAGAGGCUGGAUACCAGAUAGCAGUGGAGACCGGUAAGAAUUCUGAAAAGCAAAUCGGCCAAGAGAUGUUGGAAAACCUUAGUCAUGACAGAGAAAAGAUACAGCGAGCACGUGAGCGACUUCGGGAAACAGAUGCAAACUUGGGGAAAAGCUCCAGGAUUCUGACAGGGAUGUUGCGAAGCAGGAUCAUUUGAAGGAAGACACAAAGCUGGAGGCCAGGGGAAGCAUGCUGAAGGAGUUCUGUGCGCCCACAGGCAGGCACUGCCUCCCCUGACCCCUCCCUUUCCAACAGCCCUGGAGUGAAAUGCCCAGGCUGCCUAAGUGGGACAGCUGCCUCCCUAGAAGGCCCUUCCCUCCCCGUGUGGCCGGUCCCCUGACAGGGGGGCUUCCCAGGAAGAGGAGGCUAAACUCCACCUUGAUCAUUUGGCUUUGGGUUGGUUGGGUUGGGUUGGUUGGGUUGGGUUGGGUUUUUGAUUUGUUUGUUUGUUUGUUUGUUUUUCUGUCCUCUGCAAAGUUUGAUUGAAAGUACAAAUUGUCGUGAAAGAGUUGUAAAGCGCUAUGCACUGCCGUACAGUGUGCUCUAGGGAACAGUUCAAGAGUCCAUUCCCUCCCCAUUCCUCCAGAACAUUGUGUUCGCUGAGUAAGCUAUGCCGAAAGGGACAUGUAAUGAAGGAAGGUGCCUCCACACGAGGCGGUGAACACAGUGAGGAGAACUUGGAGGGUUAUCUCAGAGUCCGGGCCUCUAUCAAGGCUACUUAUGUGACUCAGGACAGCACUGCAGGUUCACUCCAUCAGGACUGGAGCCCUUCCGCAAGCAUGCCUUAUAACAGAUGUCACAGGCCCUGGCCUAGGAUGGGUUAGGAUUUUUGCAGCAGGGCCAUUACUCAUGAGCCUGACAAGCAUCUGGGACAAGGCUCUGGGAAACACCCUCAGAUCUCAGCUUAGCAUGAACAGAGAGGAAGGUUGCUGCAUCUGUGUUUGGUUUUCACUAUUCAAACUGAAAGGAUUUAAAACUGAAGAAAUUGUAUUCUCGGAACAGAUUUUCUCUGUGUGUUGUUCAGAUCUACAUGAUUAAAUAUAAAUUCAUUGGCAGCUUUCCCUUGCUUUCUUCUUACUUAGAUUCUGCUUUCCAAACUUGAACUGCAUCUUCUUGAGCAGUGACCACAAUAAGCAGAGCUGUCCACACGUCUCUGGAUUUCUUCUGUCUGUCUGUCUUGAGUAUGUACUGCACACAUCACUAGGUGACACAAGCAAACAGGAAGACAGUAUUCGGAGACCUGCUGGGCUCUGCUGCCGGCCACUUGGCAGGGGCUGAGGGCUGGAAUUGUUUGUUUCCUUCUCUGUGGCUUUUGUUUGGUGGUCUCUAAGCAGAAGGUGAUGGCGAAGGCAGUGUUUGUGUUUUAAUGGUUGAUCAAGUUAGUUUUUUUAAUCCAGACUAAUCAAAUACCUUUUCUGGUUAUGAUUAAAUAUUAUUUAUACACAGAUCACUGUGGUUAAGAAGAACAGGUCUCAUUAAUUAGCACUGUGUGGGGUGUGGCAUUUAAUACAAGCUCGUGGAUUUUGGUCUUUUAUUUGUCUUUGCAGUUUUUACUUUUCUUCCAGUGUGUGCACACAGGGGUGCGUGUGAACAUGUGAGCCACAAGUCGAUGUCAGGUCUUCAGUUGCUCUCCACUUUUUUUUUUUUUGGGGGGGGGGUGCAGGGGCCGGGAGACAAAGCUCCUCCUGCUCACUGAUUCAGGUGCAUCUCCACUUCUCCAGCCCUGGGGUUCCAGAAGCACACCACCAUGCCUGGCUUUUAUGUGGGCGUUAGGGAUCCAAGUUCCAGUCCCCAAGUUAUUUACGAACCGAGCCAUCUCCCCAGCUCUGUAGUUUGCAUUUCUCAAAAGAUUAUUUGAUUAUGUGUCUCUUUUCAGGAGAGAAAUUCAUGCACUUAAAUAGAUGCAUUGAUUUAGUUUAUAGCUUUUUUUCAUAGUCAGAAAAUAAAAUAGAUACUUGAGGCAGUUUCUUCAUAUACAUUUAUUUUGUACUCUUCUUUAUACUAAAGGCAUCUAAAACAUCCUGAUUUUUGCCUGCUCUCAUUCUUUCUCAAAGUGUCAUCCAAAGUUAUGUGUUUAUAUUUUAAACUCAGAGGAGUCAUUCACUUUGGAUUGGAAGCUUCCAGAAGCAGUGUUGAUUCAUAAGCUACAAUAUUUAGCAAGUAUUGUCAAACAUACCUUAAAGCCAGUCUUUAACGUUUUUCUAUUAAUAAGAACUGCCAAAUAUCCCUGUUUGUUAAAUGAUAGGCCUGUUGUGUAUAUGCCAUUUUAAGGUUGAAAAUAGGAAGCAGCUAUCAAUUCUAGACUCAGGUUGCGACAGUCGCCUAAGUUGGUAGAGUGUAUAACAUGUCCAACCCAAGGUUGUUGGAAGGAGUCACUGCGCCUUGCCAACACUUUGAGAGUUCUCACCAUCUAACUACAAUUUGUCCCUGGUCUCUGUGGCCAUUCUACAUAAGGAACCUCACUCAAGUCUGAGUGCCACUGUGUUUAUUCAAAAACAUAUACAUUUCACAUACAUGAUUUUUUUUAGUGACCAACUCAAGACAGAAAGAAAGACUUCUAGCUCCGGUUUUUAUGAAGUUUUUCAGUUUUUUGUGUUAAGUUGGGAAAACAGAGCUAUUGCUAAGCAACCCUGGAUUAGGCACAAAAUAGUUGAAGGUCCCAAAUGAGAAACAUUUGUAAUGGAAUAUGCUCUACCACUUGUUUUACCACAUGGCUUAGCACCCUUCUGCUCACACAUGGUUAAACACAUGUUUGAACUGAUGUUUUAACACCCGCCUCACACGUCUCUUUGUCCACAUAUGCUGGAACAUGUGCUUUUAUACUCUUGUGGUCUGGGAGAGGAGAGCAAGCAGAGUAUCGUCUGGGGUUUCUUUUUCUAAAGGCUCAUUGGUUAGUGGCAUCCAGUCAAAGGUUAGUGCCUUAUUACCAAAGUCACAGCUCUUUUCACUAGAUAACACAAGUAAGCCUUCCCAGUGGGCUAGAGAUAGGCAUAACCAUGGUCUUCUGUCUAGUGCCAGCUGGUCUUUGACCUCCUCAGGUACCUCAGCAGGUGGCUACAUUGUGUCUUAAAGUAUUGUUUUGCACUCUAGCUAAUCCAUGUAUAUUUUCUAAACACUCAAGCUGUUCAUCCUUACUCAGGCUCAACUGUAGAAUUAAACAAGGCUUCCAUAUCUGCCACUGGCCUAAGUUCUCUGUCUUAACUGACAGUUUCAAUACAGACAGCAGCUACGUCACUUUCAGCAAGGAGAAUGUCGCCUCACCCUAACUGCAUAGACAUGUCAUCCAUGCUGUCUUUAUUGGUUUGGGCUUCAGUACCUUAAAAGAACAAAUACUGAUUUGCACAGUUCAAGAGUUUGAAAAGUCCAACUUUACGGUGCUGGCAGAUACAGUAUCUAGUGAGGGUCUACUUCCUAGUCUACAGAUUACUUUCUUCUUUUUGGAGCUUCACAUGUUAGACAGCAGAGUCCAUGGUAGCUCUACCCAGUCAAAUAACAGGAUGGUGUACAGCAACCUACAUUUCAAUAGUGCUUUUAGCCUACAAGAUGUGUCGGCUGCUUCUUUUCUGAUCCCUACUAGAACGAGAAGUAGCACGUACCCCGUCUCCUAGACAGGCGCACCAAGGCCCGUCGGCUUCAGAACUCUGCUAAAAUGUACAUAGCCGGUGGGUAAGCAAGGAGGCCAGGUGUUGCCUGCAGGUUCUCUCACCUCUAAAUCAAAAAUGUUCCUGCUGUGUGACAAGGCCGACUCCUGUAAGACCUACAAGGUGAUGCCUAGAAUGGCCAUUCUCAUCAAAGAGCAUAGAGAACAGGAAAGAUGUGACCGGAAGUAGUGCCUGUUUGUGAAAGCCUAUGAGUCAGGCCUGUUCAAGGAACAUGUACUGAAUCCUCUUGCUCAGUCAACCCAGCACCCCAUUGGGCAGGUGUGGAAAUUACGGUAUCAAGUCACAACAAACUUGCACGAGUCAGAGCAUCAGUAAGGUGCAUCAGUAAGUCAAAACUAUGCCUUGAAUGCAAGACUGAUUCAAAAUAAAACCCAAACUCAGAACCACUGCUCACAUUGGCUUCUAACCAGCACCAACAGAUGAGCUCAUAGACAAGCCACAGUGAUUGCAGAAGGCAGUGUGGGAUGAAAGAUAUUGUUUUCCUAAUCAUUCCUGGUUAUGAAGUCUGUGAUUGCAUUUUUCCAUUCUAACGUUAGAAAAUGGAUCAAUAUAACAAUAAGUAAAUGGAUAUUGUGGGAAAGCAUUUGUAAAUAAGCUCAGCAUUUAGUCUGUGCCUCUUACUAGCUGGCCAUAGCAUGCACUGUCCUGACUAAUACCCAUAUCAGCUUUGUUUUGCAGGUGGCUGUGCUUGCAAUUACUGAACAUAAAAAUAAUAUAUAUUUUGAGACCUUGAGUUUCCAAGAGUAGUAAUGGCUGCUAAGUUAAAUUACUUAAAAAUACAUUCUACCUUAUUGACAGGACUCUAAAAGGUCAAAAUUGAACAAAUUGUGUAAAGACUGUUGCCGUUGAGUUGGCCAUUUAGAAUGGCAUUUUUCCUAGUUGUACAGUAAUUGCCCGGCCUAUCUUCACAAGUGGCUUUCAAGAUAACUUUAAGGUGACUAGAAUGCUUGAACUUGCUUUCCGUGCUAAAUUGCAUUGGAUCUGGAUGCAUAGACCAGCAGACAAACAUGGAAGAGCCACCUGUGGGUGCCUGACUUGUAAAUGGAUGCAGGAAAUUGUGAUUGCCUGGAGGGCUUGGAAGACCCAGAGGGAAAUCUAGAGGGCUCUUCUUUCUGUUCUGCCCUGGAUAUAGAUAGAAUCGUUAAUACCAGUAUCUGGCAAUGUCCUAAAGAAGGUGCAGUUCUGGAAUAUAUGAAGUCUUCUUUUGGUUUUGUUGUAUUUCAGUGGCAUUUUACCAUGCUGAAGUUCAAGGACAAAUCAUUGCAUCCUAACAUAGUCUUUGCCAAACUUCCAAAACUCUAAGCACAAAACCCUCAGCCUUCAUUUCUUUUGUUGCCUAAAAUCUAGGUACUGCUGAGCUAAAACCUGAACUUAUGAAGUGAGAAUAUACUUGAUUAGGAACAAAAAAAUAUUCUACAUCCAGAAAUGCAGAUGUGCACAGCAGUCCUGGGGGGAUGUUGGUAUUUGAUCUCUCUGUCUUAAAGGUUCAUGUUCCCAAGGUUAAGAAAUGCAGAGAGCCAACUUUUAUUAGUAACUAAUGCUGAAAUUACUCUGGAGAUCCUAAAAGUAUUACAUUACAAAUCACUCAGCUUUGGAAAUCCUACAGCUCAUGGGUUACAGAUAUCACUGGAUGAGAGAUGGGGGCGGUAAGUGAAAGACAUCACUCACGGGCAGCAUGCUGGGACAGUUUUCACCUUGGUGAGAAAAAAGACAGGCCUGGGAGUCAAAGCAUAGUUAGAAGAACCAGGAAGCAAAGGCCUCCAUGUUGGGGGAGUUGGGUGGGAAAGGUGCAGUAGUACAGCUUGGGCUGCCUUAUCUUCCUGCUUCUCUAAUGUUUAACUUUAUAACCUGGGCAGGUUGUUUCUGUACUGAGCAAGCCUCGGUAUUUAUAGAAUAAUAUCCGUUAACAACCAUGGCACUUGUGGGCAAGCAUGAAGAAGAGACCAGGGUCAUUUCAUGUCAAGAGAAGACGUUGUCCUUGUCAUCAUCCUCCUCCUUUUCAUCCUCCUCCUCCUUCUUUGUCUAAAUCCAACCUUUAAUUCCGACAGCAAAGAAUGAAUGCAUAAAUCUGUGUUGCUUGCAGAAGUGAGCUGUGACAGACAAAAUUGUACCUUUUUCACUUCUCAUAGUCCUAUUCUUCAGUGCAUUUGACUCACUGUGAGCUUGAACCGCCCUGGGAUGGUUGGGAAGUGUUUUCCUCUGGAAAGGCAUCCUCUGAACCAUUGUAUUUUGAGGUGUUUCUAAGGUGAUCAGAAUAAAGGAUCUUAAAAGUA
Messenger RNA from Meriones unguiculatus (Mongolian gerbil), 6426 nucleotides. RefSeq names its product vesicle transport through interaction with t-SNAREs 1A (gene Vti1a). NCBI's taxonomy places the organism in Eukaryota, Metazoa, Chordata, Mammalia, Rodentia, Muridae. Gene Ontology annotation, molecular function: SNARE binding; SNAP receptor activity. The coding region runs from base 40 to 648 and encodes 202 amino acids. The transcript is spliced from 9 exons. The record is from RefSeq and is a predicted model, not a curated record. Gene Ontology annotation, biological process: intracellular protein transport; Golgi to vacuole transport; intra-Golgi vesicle-mediated transport. Gene Ontology annotation, cellular component: endoplasmic reticulum membrane; late endosome membrane; SNARE complex.